AUGCGAUUGUCCCCGUUUGACGGGAAGGUACCGGCCAGUGGCUGCCGCUGCAUCGGGACCCUCUCCUCCCCCGUCCACUACGCGACCAGCGAGGGGACGGCGUGUGCUGAUUCCGACGAGUUCUUGCUGCUGGGGCUGGAGGAUGGCCGGAUGCUCUUCGUGGACGCUGAUUCAGACAAGGUGCUGUACCACGUAGUGCAGGCGCACAAAGGGCCGCUCAGCCUCAUAAAGCAGAGUGAGGAGCGUCGGUUAAUAUGCGUGGGCCAGGAGGCGGCCGGCAAGUGUCUGAAGAUCUGGAGUCUGCCCAAACUCGAUCUGCUCCAGGAAGUGCUGAUCCCUCAAAGCACCGCCAGCCUCUCCAUAAUAGGCAGCCACUUGUGUCUGGGGAUGGACUCGGGGUCGAUCAUCUUCCACAACGUUGAGGCUGCGGAAUCCAGGUUGCUGCCACCUUUUGUCACCAGAUUACCAGGUGAAAACCCCUUGCUCUCCUUUGAUUCAGAGAAGGUCUGUGAGUUGGACGAGAGUCAGGGGAUCCAUCUGAUGGGCAAGGUGUUUACUGACAGUUGCCCCAAGCAGAAUAUCUUCCUGAGUUGUAGUGGAGAGGAGGUGCUGAAGAUCUGGGAUGUUCAAGGGUAUCUGCUGACUGAGGUUGUCCUGGAUCACACGCUUACCUACGCCAUCUUCCUGAACAACCAGGCCGAUAUACUGAUGGGCUUCAAGAACCACCUCUUCCUCAUCCCUCACCAGAAGAUGCUUCCUGACCUCACAGAGACCACAUCCGUCAUUUCAUCUAAAGCUCCAGAAUCAGAUAUUUACGAGGACCCAAACAUUAAAUAUGACGACGUGCAGGUUGAUCAACAGGAGACAGAGGUUCAGUUGGACAUGGAUUCCUAUCUGGCACCCUUCCAGGAUAGAGCGCCGCUGCUGGCUGUGAGGAAGGCCAGCACCGUCUCAGAGAUCUACUCAAGUACAGAAGAGGAAAGAUCUACAAGUAAAGAGCAUUCUGCACCCUUCCAGGAUAGAGCGCUGCUGCUGGCUGUGAGGAAGGCCAGCACCGUCUCAGAGAUCUACUCAAGUACAGAAGAGGAAAGAUCUACAAGUAAAGAGCAUUCUAUCACAAGCGAUAAUCAGACAGUCAGCUUGACCCCAGAAGAUUCCCCUGUCAGUUCACUGCAGACUGUGGAUCAAGAGAGCCCGGACGUCCUGCAGACAAAGGUGGAUGAGAAAGAGCCUGAAUCGAGCGUGGAAUAUGACGAUUCUGUGCAGAAGAGUGCUUCAGAGGGUUUGCUGCCAAUGAUCUUGCCCCUAAGUUCUUCGAUGAGUUUGUUGUCUACCGUCAGUGAGAUUGAACUGAGUGCAGGGGAAGCGUCCCCCAUGCACACACUGCUCAAGUUGCCCAGGACUCAAGUCUCCUUGACAGAGAGCAGGCUAUCAGAAAACCUGAGAAAGCAGCUUCACAUCAGCCGAGCGGUCGUGGCGAUCAACAGGCUGCAGCCGUGCACCAAGGCUAACUUGGCUGACAGCACUGAGGUGGUCAGAAGAGGUCUGAAAAUUGACAGAUUCUUGACUGCGAACAAGCUACUGACCCAACAACAGAUGGCCUUCCCAUUAAACUCGAAUGAAUUAAACCAGCUGCUGUUCCUGAAUAUUUAUAAGAAUAAGUUGCUUCUCCAAGGAAAGAAGAGAAAGAGAAAUAAAAAAGGCCCAAGAUCGAAGAUGACUAUCCCGGAGUAUUUUCAGGUGACCAAGAAAAGAGCCAAGGAUUCAGAUCAAACCGUUUCACCAGUGAAGUUGAAAGAUAAGGAUGUGCACAGAGUCCCACCGGUGAAGACCUCAGUAAUGGACAAGCUUCAGUCGGAUCUACAGAGGAGGGAGGCAGGGGCUUUACUGCGCCAGGAACGCGCCGCCCGGAGUGAGGAGCGGCGGCUGGUGCAUCAGCUGCAGCGGAUACAGCGUCAGCGCAAGCUGCCCCGGCACCAAAACUGCAUCCAACCGCAGAGCGUACAAGUGACGGAGCCUCACGCCCAUAUUGUUCAGAGUGAAAUCCCACGCCUGACUGGGAGGGUCUCCGUCCCUUCCUCCUUGAGCAUCCCGCCGCUCUUUCCGACUCCACCGGCGGGGAGACGUCCCGACCACUACUCUGUUCCGAUGGACCCCCGUUACCGCACGUUCGUGGUGGUACGGGAGACGUACGCUCCGCCGGAGAUGCCCCUUCCGACGCCCUUGGAGCAGAGGUUGUUGAAGGAACGGUUCCCGAAUUACAAGGUCCCCUUGGCUCGGCAGAGACCCAAGCUGGUCGACAGGAAGAUCUACACCCCGGAUUACUUCGGCAAAUGCCAACGCUUCCUGAACGCUUCAGGAAAGUCUACGGGACUUUAGACCAGCUGCAGAUCCCAUGGACUGAAAUAUCUGCCCCGCCAACGGGCGAAAUAAACGUGUUCAAUUUCACUCCAUUCCUUAUGCAGUCGUUUGUAGUGAUAUUGCGCCUCUCCCAA
Hypanus sabinus (Atlantic stingray) is the source of this 2495-nucleotide messenger RNA. RefSeq lists its product as uncharacterized. The transcript has 22 exons. NCBI's taxonomy places the organism in Eukaryota, Metazoa, Chordata, Chondrichthyes, Myliobatiformes, Dasyatidae. Gene Ontology annotation, molecular function: protein binding. Bases 1 to 2379 code for a protein of 792 amino acids. The record is from RefSeq and is a predicted model, not a curated record.